Molecule: messenger RNA, 1217 nt
Organism: Lutzomyia longipalpis
Lineage: Eukaryota; Metazoa; Arthropoda; Insecta; Diptera; Psychodidae
Exons: 2
Coding region: 263-478 (71 amino acids)
Source: RefSeq, a predicted model, not a curated record
AAUGAUCAAUUGCAACGCGACUCUCUACAGAAUAACAUCAUAAAUUUCAUUUUAGCACCAUCCAUCCGGCACAUACACUUGGGAGGAAUUUUUACAUUCAAAAAGCGUGUUGAGUGUGUUUUAUAAAAAUAAAUUUAAAAAGAAAACGUGAAAACUCCCUUCGCAUAAAUAUUUGUGAGCCACAGAAGUGAAUUCAUCAAAAUAAAAAAAGGGGUUGUUUAGUGCGUGAUUUGGGUGUGGAAAGUCGGAAAUUUAUCCAGAAAUGAAAAUACUUGGAUUAAUUUUCAUUCUCUGGCUUUCGUUCGUUUGCAUUGAGAGCUCCGUUGGAUGGCCAAUUUCAAAUCCCAAAGUCCAAAUGACACAGACUAUGAUGGAAAUUCCUCAAUGGCACUGUUUGCGCUACUUCAAGCACGACAUUCAUCUGAUGCGUCGAUGCCGCAACUACAGACUACCCAUGUUCAGGAAGCCAAUUGAAUGAAGAUACUUCCGCCUUCAAUCACUUCCCAUUCAUCGCGAUUAAGUCUUUUUUUUUUUGUUAAUAAAUAAAUCUCCAUUUCCCGCGCACCAUGUUAGGAUUAAUUUUUUGUGAUACUAAUUUAUAAAACAAAACCAAUUUAUUAAUAUUAAUUUAUAAUUUUUACCCAAAAAAAUGAGGGAUCUUAUCUGUUGAUCUGUAAAUUAGUCUUUUAGUCAGGAGAACGUUCUAAUUAGUUAGAAUAUUUUCCUGGUCAAAGGACCAAUUUUCUGAUCAAAAGAUUUAAUCCCAAAAUAAUCACGAAUUUAAUUUUUUGUUUUUGAAAGAACUGAAAGAAUGGACGAAACAUUGAGAAAACUAGAGAAUUCCGUUCCACUUUUUACGCGAUUUAUUAUUUUUUUAUUUUAUUUAAAAGAGAUUUUUUUGUUAAUUUCUUAAAUUGUUUAUCAACUGAAAACUUAUACAUUUAAAAAAAAUCACAAAGAAAGAUUUUAAGAAUCAUUGUAAAUGUUUUAAUGAAAUAUUUUUCGCAAUGUUUGUAAAAGAAAAUAUCAACUGAAAAAAAAACUUAAAAAGGGAAAAUAUCCCACCAUAAAAAUAUUAUAAAGAUUCAAUUAACUAAUCUCAAAGGAAUUUAAAAUAAAAUGGAAUGUUUCAAAAGAAAAAAAAAACGUAGAAUUUCUAUUAAAUUAUAAGCACCAGAGAUUUAGCGAUUAUACCAAAUAAAAUAUUUAUCCACUAA